AAGAAGAGCAUAUAACCGCUGGAUCUGUUAUUUAUCAAGCUAUAGAAGAUGAUCCAUGGGUACAGAAAAACGAGUUGAAAAAUAUUAUAGAGCAGGCAGUAUCGUUUGUUAAUAACAACAACACUCGAGAUUCCUCACGCCAUACGACUCUUCUUGAGAUUCUUCCAGAGCCCGCCAACAGGAAAUUUCCUCGACAGUGGGGAGUUGUUUUAGGCCGUGCUCCUAUGCUUG
This is a messenger RNA of Entrophospora candida, 231 nucleotides long. The record is from the annotation of a GenBank genome assembly. NCBI's taxonomy places the organism in Eukaryota, Fungi, Glomeromycota, Glomeromycetes, Entrophosporales, Entrophosporaceae.